Molecule: messenger RNA, 473 nt
Organism: Vigna umbellata (rice bean)
Lineage: Eukaryota; Viridiplantae; Streptophyta; Magnoliopsida; Fabales; Fabaceae
Source: RefSeq, a predicted model, not a curated record
CAGGGAAGUGGUUUGAUUGCUUAGAAUGCAAUCUAGUGGCAAUUCAGGCAGAGAUUUUCAAUUCAUCUCUUGGUUCUGUGCAAUCAUUGAAGAGCAGAGUCGUUCGUCCUAAGAAGUUGUCUCCCAAAUUCAUUGGUCCGUAUCGGAUUUUGAGGCGCAUCGGACCAGUGGCGUACGAGAUAGCUUUGCCUCCUCGACUAUCCAACCUUCACCCAGUUUUCCAUGUAUCCCAACUCCGGAAGUAUAUCGCGGAUUCUUCUCAUGUGCUGGAGUUAGAGGACGUUCGUAUUCGUGAAGACCGUUCGAUGGAGAUACAACCAGUUAGCAUUGCUGAGAGUCGAACUAAGUACUUCAAGGGAAAAUCCAUCAGAUUAGUGAAAGUUGUCUGGGACGAGAAGACGGGCGACUCUACAUGGGAAGUGGAAGAUGCCAUGAGAGACUUGUAUCCUCGUCUAUUUUCUGGUAAGCCUUAA